Rotaria socialis is the source of this 972-nucleotide messenger RNA. Lineage: Eukaryota; Metazoa; Rotifera; Eurotatoria; Philodinida; Philodinidae. The record is from the annotation of a GenBank genome assembly.
AUGACAAAUCCUAAACGAACUCUGUAUGUUGGUGGUUUAGCUGAGGAAGUUGAUGAAAAAACUUUACAUGCUGCUUUUAUUCCAUUUGGUGAUAUAUUUGAAAUUCAAUUACCAAUUGAUUUUGAAACUCAAAAACAUCGUGGUUUUGCUUUUGUCGAAUACGAAACAGCGGACGAUGCUGCGACAGCAAUUGAUAAUAUGAAUGAUUCAGAAUUAUUUGGUCGAGCAAUACGUGUUAAUCUAGCUAAGCCGGUACGUUUAAAAGAAACAAGUUCAAAACCAGUUUGGUCAGAAGAUCAAUGGUUAUCAAAUGCAAUGAAUUCAACAGAAAAUGAAACGUCAUCAACAUUAACAGACAACAACAACAAUGAUAAUCAUAAUAAUACGAAAACAAUAAAAACUUUGACAAAAGAUGAUGAUAUUGAUGAAAUCGAUUUUGAUACAAGUAGACCUUUAUCAAAAAGAAUUAAAGCAGCAUCAAACCCACGUGUCUAUUUCGACAUUGAAAUUAAUGGAAGUCGAGCUGGAAGAUUAAUAAUAACAUUAUUUGCUGAUAUUGUACCAUUAACAGCAGAAAAUUUUCGUUGUUUAUGUACACAUGAAAAAGGUUUCGGUUAUCGACAUACUUCAUUUCAUAGAAUCAUUAAAGAAUUUAUGGCACAAGGUGGAGACAUGACCAAAGGGAAUGGAACUGGUGGAAAAUCUAUCUAUGGAAGAACAUUUAAAGAUGAAAAUUUUAAUGUAAAACAUACGCAUGCUGGUCAAUUAUCAAUGGCUAAUUCAGGUUCAAAUACCAAUGGAUCACAAUUUUUUAUAACUUUCGUUAAAUGUGAUUGGCUAGAUAAUAAACAUGUCGUAUUCGGAGAAAUUAUUGAAGGUUUUGAACUACUUAAAAAAAUAGAAGAUGCUGGAACAAAAAGUGGUACAACAACAAAAACAGUGACUAUUGUUGAUUGUAAUGAAUUCAAAUAG